Messenger RNA from Rhagoletis zephyria (snowberry fruit fly), 1644 nucleotides. RefSeq lists its product as uncharacterized. NCBI's taxonomy places the organism in Eukaryota, Metazoa, Arthropoda, Insecta, Diptera, Tephritidae. The record is from RefSeq and is a predicted model, not a curated record.
GUUAACUCAACAAUGGAAAGUAUUUUAUUGUCAAAUAUUGCCGCUAUUAUAGUCAAAGAUGUUUUAAUAGACGACAACAAAACUAAGAACGAGCCGCCUAAAUUCAUAACUAAAGAGUUCCCGCUGCUCUCUGCCGAUACUGAUGAUGAAGCGCUGCAUUUCUUUCUGAAGCAAAACCGUGCGAAGAAACGUCGAAAGUCUGAUGACAUCCAGAAUAAUACCGAAAAGCCAGUCAGUUCCAAUUUGAAUAGGGUAUCUGUUGAAGGAGACGCCCGAAGCACAAUCACUCCGUAUGAAUUCAGUAAGCACCAAGCGCCACUCGAAAUCAAUUUAAUAAACAAGUUUAAUACCAUCCUCUUCGAGGGAUACCUGCACAUGAGCAAAAUAACGUUCUUGCGCAUUUUCAAAAGAUUGCGUAGAUUUUUACCCAAUGAGCAUAUUCCCACUGCCGCACCGCCGCAGUCAAUUUUUUCCCUUGCUCUAUGGAAAUUGUCUACCGACGAGCACUUUGAAGAUAUCGCGCGGAAAUUCAACACUACCAAACAUAUCUGCCAACAACUUAUACGCCUCUUUUGGCGUCGCAUUUCUGCACAAUAUGAAUUGCUAAUACAGUGGCCUAGCACGCCAGAGAAACGCAAUUACAAUAUUCAAAACUUCCAAACACUUCAUCAGUUGAAAAAAUUCGGGCAACUUUUCGGCAUUGUAGCCAGCAAAAAAUUGGACGUUUUCCUCGAAGCCGAAAAUGAGGAGCGACAAGUAGUAUUGCAAAUCAUUUGUGACGCCGAUCAAAAGAUUACCGAUUCCUUUUUGGUACUUGCUGACGAGUAUUCAUUCGACGCCUCACCCAUAGGUCAAACAUUGGCAUUAAAUGUACAAACAAUGCCAACAGGCAGUUACCUCAUAGGUAAUAAUAGUUUUCCUCUUAAACCCUAUCUAAUGCGUCCAAUAGGUGAGCCCAGCGAUGAUGAGGAGCGAAAUUUCAAUUCAGCAUUACAACCGGCUUUACAUAUUGGCGAACAAGUACUAGAUGCAAUGGCGAAACGUUUUAAUGUUUUAUAUGCGUUAGAAGCGCGUAAUAUUCAUGAAGUACGAAAAAUAGUGGACACGGUUUGUGCAUUACAUAAUCUUUGCGUUGAAAUGGAGGAUGACUAUAGCGAGCGCAAACUGAAGGAUAUGCAGUUUAAUUGGGCCAAAGUGAUAGACGAAGGCUCAAAAAAACUAGGAGAUGAACAAGACGAACAGGGCAAACAAAAGCGUAGAGCUCUAAUGGCGCAGGUGUUAAAUUAAAUAUCUUGGGUACAUUUCAAAUUUAAACGGAUUAGCAUUAGGAUCUCAAGUACACACCAAAAAGUAAUUUUAAAUUUAUUUAUUAUACCUUUUAUUCCUUCUAAUUAUUUAAGAAACAAUUCUAGUGUGUAUUUGAUAAUUCUCUGUUGUCGGCAUUUGCUGGUAAACUAAUUUCUUUUUCAUUUGCAGUAAAAGUUUGAUUACAUGUUUAGAGCUACAAAUAUGAUUACUUUAAAUUAGAAUUCAUUUAUAUGUGUAGAUUUAUUAAUACAGUAAAUGUAUGUAUGUAUAAUAUAUUUUCAUAUUACUUUUAGUUGUGGUUUUUAUAUCAGAAUUAUUUGUCCGUUCGGCUGCACA